Molecule: messenger RNA, 2528 nt
Organism: Salvia miltiorrhiza (redroot sage)
Lineage: Eukaryota; Viridiplantae; Streptophyta; Magnoliopsida; Lamiales; Lamiaceae
Product: LEAF RUST 10 DISEASE-RESISTANCE LOCUS RECEPTOR-LIKE PROTEIN KINASE-like 2.5
Exons: 6
Coding region: 206-2317 (703 amino acids)
Biological process (GO): protein phosphorylation
Molecular function (GO): ATP binding; polysaccharide binding; protein kinase activity
Source: RefSeq, a predicted model, not a curated record
GAGGUCGAAAAAACUGGAGCAGAAAUGAUGAUCAAAUACUUCUUGAUGCAAAUAAUGAAGUAGAGGCCAUCUAACAAUUGUUUUUCUAAAGUCAAUAAAGUGAAAAAUAAAUACAAGUGACAACUUUGACGAAUGCCGUUUUGUUCAGACUUAUAGUCAGAGAUUCGUGCAUAUGACUGGGUCACUAUAGUCUUGUUUCCUUUUAAUGAGUGAAUUUUGUAGUGGAAAAAAAUCUGAAGCACGAAUGAUGAUUACUCAAAACUUCAUCUUCCUCUUCACUUGUUCAUCUCUCUUGAUUGUUUUCUUUCAAACUUGUAAUGCAUUCGACUGCACCCCUUCUGCGUGUGGCGUUAUUCGCAAUAUUAGCUCCCCUUUCCGCCUCAAGGGUGAUCCCAACCACUGUGGUGAUCGCAAAUACGAAUUAGUCUGCGAAAACAACGUCGCCUCAAUUCAUCUAAACUCCCAUAAAUACUUGGUGAAAACGAUCAAUUACAGUGACUUCACCAUCAGGCUUGCUCAUGUUUCCAUAAGCAAAAACACCUGCUCUUUUCCUAUGUCUUCUGCAUAUAAUUUAUUCGAUCCUUAUGUCUUGUAUUUUAAUCAGCUUAUUUUUUUUAUGAGCUGCGAGCAUCCAUUGCAAAAUUCUUCAUUGUCAACCCAAGUUACUGAUUGUGAGCAAGGAAGACAUACUUACAUAAAGGUUGGCAACAUGCGCCUCGCAGAUGUGGAGUAUAUGUGCACAAUAGUUUCCGUAGUUGCAACAGCUUGGAAUUUUAAGGUUCUGAAAAAUGUAUCGCUCUCAGAAAUCCAUCAAUCUCUGCUCUAUGGAUUUACUCUGUCUUGGAGUAGUAAUUUUCUUUGUCGAAAGUGCAAAGUUGGUUGUAUUCUGGAGGAGCCAAAUGGCACUGCUACUUGCGCUGAGCCCCAUUCUGAUCUCUAUUACCGCUGGGAUUACUUCAUGGAAUCCUUUCGACCCACCAGACCACCACAAUAUGAAGGUCCAAUUGCAGGCUGUCUCAUGGUUUUUAUGGUCAUAGUUGCUGUUGUAUUUGCAGGGGUAAGCAUUCCAGCAAAGAUCAUUAUUGGAUUUGGCACCUCUUAUUGGGUUGUUCUAAAACACUGGGAUCGCAGCGAUAAUCAACGUAUCAUUGUUGUAAGUUAUGAAGUAAGACUCAUCGUUGGAAUUGUUUGCGGAAUGGGGUUCUUGAUCUACAAAUUCCGAAGAAGGCGCUUGUCGGUGUACGAUGAAAUAGAAGGCUUCCUGCAGAGUGACAACACACUCUCACCAAUCAGAUACUCCUAUUCAGAUAUAAAGAAGAUUACGAGAGGUUUUCGUGAAAAACUAGGCCAAGGAGGAUUUGGUUCUGUUUAUAAAGGAAAGCUCCGAAGUGGGCAUCAUGUAGCAGUUAAACUGCUAGAAAAAUCCAGGGCAAAUGGGCAAGACUUCAUCAAUGAAAUUGGAACCAUUGGGAGGAUCCAUCAUGUGAACGUUGUCAAGCUUGUUGGAUAUUGUGCUGAAAGAUCCAAACGCGCCCUCAUAUUCGAUUUCAUGCCCAAUGGUUCCCUUGAAAAGUACAUUUUCAAGGAAGAAAAAGCAUCUUCAUUGGAUUGGGAUAUGAAAUUCAAGAUUGCAGUUGGAGUGGCUCGAGGAGUUGAGUAUUUGCAUCGUGGUUGUGAUAUCCAGAUCUUACAUUUUGAUAUCAAACCUCACAAUAUACUUCUUGAUGAUAAAUUCGUCCCAAAAAUAUCAGAUUUUGGGCUGGCCAAAUUAUGCUCCAUAGAGAAGGACACUGUGACCAUGACUGCUGCUAGAGGAACCAUAGGCUAUGUUGCUCCUGAACUCAUCAAUAGAAGCAUUGGCGGAGUAUCUUACAAGGCUGAUGUGUAUAGUUUUGGGAUGCUGUUGAUGGAAAUGGUUGGCUUAAACAGAGGGUUGAGGGGAAACAAUGAUGAUUCUAGCAAGUAUUUUCCAGAGUGGAUAUAUGACCAAUUUAACCAAGGGAAGGGCAUUGAAAUUGAAAAAGCAGAGGAAAAGAAUAGUAAUGGUGAUGAGAAUGAGAGUAGAAAGAGUCUUGUACAGAAGAUGACAAUAGUUGCGCUAUGGUGCAUACAGAUAAGGCCAGAUGAUCGUCCAUCAAUGAAUAAAGUGCUACAAAUGUUGGAAGCUGAUGUUGAGCGUCUGCACAUUCCUGAUUAUCCGCCUCAAUCAGCCCAUGUCGUUGGAAACGAGGAAGAGAGCUGGCAUACAGAUGCAACUGAUUCUGUAUCAUUGCUACAUUAUAACAAUGGGAGCAGCAUUGAGAUUACUAUUGUUUGAAUCUAUUUUCUCCUCUGUUUUUGCAUGAAAUAGGUUCCUCUUUUAUGUAUGAGUUUCAUAGCCUUCAUUGCUUCAGCGAUCUCUUCUACAGUGAAAAAAGUAAUACAUAUAUUGUUGUAGUUGUGAUUUGCUCACAAUCAGAUGUCAACUCAUCAUAAUUGAACUUGAUGCGAAUAAACUGUCCGGCUUCUCAAGUUUUGCGGUGAUAAAA